UCUACAAAAGAACAUUUAAGUCACAGAGUUUGGUUAUUUAGUGGUUGAUUUUUUGUAUCAUUGAUUAUGAAACUCAAAAAACAAUUGUUAUAGACUUAAACAAUGUCACGUUACACAGCCUUUUCUUUUGGGUUUCUGAUUGCUGUAUUAGCAUCUUCGUACGGAGAAAUUGUACCAAAAGUUGCCUUGAAAUGUGGAAAACCAAUUUUCUUCAAAGACACUCAAGAUGAAUGGUCUGAAUCAGAACAGGAAUUUGAUGCAUGUGGCAGCGAGGAGGAAAUCACGAACAGAGUGUUUGAGAUAUGUAAAGCACUCUAUGCUUCAAUAGAAACUGAAACUAUCAGUGAAGCUACCGCGAAAGAGUUCGUGCCUAGUUUCUGUUCUACCAACGAAGAUUCGACUUCAUGUUUUGGAAGACAGUUUAUUUGUCACAAGAAAAGUUUCACAGCCAGGAGUUUGGUGGUACCUCAGAAUUGCACCUUUGGGCAUAGUGUGGCUAAAGAUUGUGCCCUGGACUCGACUUUAAAAAGUCUGGCUCAGUAUGAAUGUGGAACAAGAAUGAAGCCAGCGUAUCUGCUACAUGAUUACGGGGUUCUCCCACCCAAGUGCGAUAAUGAAAUCAACAAGUGGAAAGGCGUGGAAUUCGUUUGUUGUCCAGUUGACCCAGCCACUAUGAUCAAAGAAAACGAGAAGAAGCUGGAAAUGCUGGAGCAGAACACGGCGACUCGGUGUCGUCUUCAACCGGAGUCCGGGCCCUGUUUCGCCUCCCUUCCCUCCUGGUACUUCGACGCAGUGUCGGGUGCCUGUUUCAUGUUCAACUACGGUGGAUGUAAUGGAAACAGGAACAGAUUUGACUCUAAACAGGAGUGUAUGAGUGCCUGCGCUCAACACGCAAUUAAAACAGACACAACAGAAGUCACAAAUAGCAACUCAGAUGGAAAUUCGCAGGAGUUGCCUGAUGAAGAUGUCGAAGAAGGUGAUGAUGGUUCUGGAACCAUCAUCGAAGAGGAUCUGCUACAGAAGCAUACUUCGAGUGAUGAGCAUCCAACCGAACGAACCACAGAGCAGAUUAUGAACCAGUAUAUUGACCUGCCUUACCUCUUGGGCGGAGAGCCGAAAUCCUGGUUCAAGGUCAAAAUAGCCGAUAUUGAUUUCCUGGAUGAGAAUUUUGUGAAGCCAGAAAGUUUGAACGAGCACGAUGUUUACACAAAGGCACUGGUGCAACUGGAGGACUCUUACGAAUCUGAGAUGACUGGACUGAUGCAUGACUACGAGAGUGCAGAGAGAAGUUUUAUCCAGGCACUUCAGUCCACCCACUCCAACGCACAGCUCACUGACGCCUUCCAGAAACAAAUUGUGCAGCUGUACGAAGAAGCGACUAAAGACCUGGAGAAGCAGUACAGGGAAGCGAAGGCGAAGAUCACACAGAAGCACAGAGAUAGAGUGGCGAGCGGGAAGAGGGAUAAGAUGGACUUGGCUCUGAAGAGGGUGAAGGCGUUGAUUGACACUGCAGAUAGCAACAGUGCAGCUAAGGAGACGGCCUUGAUGUCGGCGCUGACGAAGUACCUGGACCUGAGUCAAGACCUCAUGCAACACUACCAGACCCACUUCUCCAGGGUGGCUCAUUUGAGUUACACCAGGGCACAAGUGGAACACGGCAGGACGCUGGACAGUGUCUACGCAGCCCACGAGGAAGGCAUGGGGGUGUGUGAGAAAGUGUUGAAGAUGGAGGGGCUGUCUUAUAACUUCCAGAAACAGCUUGAUGUGAUCAUGAGUGAGUAUGACGAUUACUUCUCCAAGGUCAUAGCCGAAAUCACCAAGGUCACCAGGUCACUCGAGGUCAGCAUCGACACGUCAGUCAGUUCAAAGCCCCCAGUCAGCAAAUUCACUCCAGAAGGCUACAGGGGUAACGUGGCUAUCGUUAGCUCACAAGACCCUUCUGAAACUAAAGAUCAAUCCAAGAUCGAGAUUGAGCAGUCAGGAGUGUUUGCGGCUAAAUAUGUCGACAAACUUCCGGGAGUCCUGAAGAGCGAAAACUAUGACCCCAAUGGAUCCAAUGUCGACGAUGAUGGACACUCUCACGGACACUCGCGACAGAAACUGUACCUGGUCAUGUUCGCGUGCAUGUUCACAGGAUGUGUGGUCGCUACUAUUUUGAUCUCAAUCUUGAGAAGGAGGCCACGUGGUCGCAUGGUGGGAGGCAACACUUUCGUCCGGGUCGACAACAACCCCCACCCCUUAAGUCCUGAGGACAAACAUAUUAACUCUCUCCAGGUCAACGGGUACUAUAAUCCUAUCUACAAAUUCUUCGACGAACCUCAAGAAACCUAAUUUGGGUUCAUGCAACAGCGAACGAAAGAGCUAAAAGAACUGCUUAAUGAUUCCAUGAACAACUAUUCAGUUACAACUACUGAUUGGAGUUGACUAAUGCUUCCAUUAUUUCUGUCCAUACCUGUAAAUAGGAAUUUUAGUUGUCUUGUUAAAUUAAGGAUCACGACGCAGUAGAAUUUUUAACCCCAUUUGGCUAAUUCUUAAUUUUAAUGAUGAAUUAAAUGAUCUACUUAACUAUUUCGAACUCUUAUUAAGAGUCAUGAACGUAGUGAACACUCUUAUAUAGGUCUUGGUGAUUUCUUUUGUUUUUUUUUUCAGGAA
This is a messenger RNA of Symsagittifera roscoffensis, 2652 nucleotides long. Its product is annotated as amyloid-beta precursor protein-like. The transcript is spliced from 15 exons. Gene Ontology annotation, molecular function: heparin binding; serine-type endopeptidase inhibitor activity; transition metal ion binding. Bases 103 to 2331 code for a protein of 742 amino acids. Lineage: Eukaryota; Metazoa; Xenacoelomorpha; Acoela; Convolutidae. The record is from RefSeq and is a predicted model, not a curated record. Gene Ontology annotation, cellular component: membrane. Gene Ontology annotation, biological process: axonogenesis; central nervous system development.